Cebus imitator (Panamanian white-faced capuchin) is the source of this 1862-nucleotide messenger RNA. It is a transcript of the gene UBXN11, whose product is annotated as UBX domain protein 11. Gene Ontology annotation, biological process: proteasome-mediated ubiquitin-dependent protein catabolic process. The coding region runs from base 343 to 1851 and encodes 502 amino acids. Gene Ontology annotation, molecular function: ubiquitin binding. The record is from RefSeq and is a predicted model, not a curated record. Lineage: Eukaryota; Metazoa; Chordata; Mammalia; Primates; Cebidae. The transcript has 15 exons.
CCCAAGACCUUUCUGCUCCUGGAGUCCCCACGCAGGCUGGAGCCCGAUCCCCGAGAGCUCCGAGGGCCCGCGAGCUCCGCGGCUCCCACCGGAGAGAUUCGGGACCCUGCUUACUAUGACUACGCUUGGAGGCGGGAGGAGGCGACACGGCCGCCAGGGCUGGAUUAGGUCGUGAUAGACGUCGCUCGCUGGGCGCGUCCUUGGGGGCAUUAGGGAGUGACUGCUGGCAGCAGGUCGGACUGUGUCCUGCCAGAGCGCUGGGCCUUGGGGGUGACGGACAGGCCGAGGAGGUGUGAAGAAGGAUGUUGGAGUUCCUGACAGCUGGAUUCUAGAAGUGGAACUAUGAGCUCACCUUUGACCUCCCUUAGCAAGACCCGGAAAGUGCCCCUGCCCUCGGAACCUGUGAAUCCUGGGAGGCGAGGAAUCCGCAUCUACGGAGAUGAAGAUGAGGUGGACACGUUGAGUGAUGGGCGUGGCUCAGAAGAAAAGAUCUCAAUCCCUUCCUGCUAUGGCGGCAUAGGUGCCCCUGUGAGUCGGCAAGUCCCUGGAUUCCAUGACUCGGAGCUGAUGGCCUCCAUGACGAGGAAGUUGUGGGACUUGGAGCAGCAGGUGAAGGCCCAGACUGAUGAGAUACUAUCCAAGGUGGGGCCCCAGGAUCAGAAGAUAGCAGCCCUGGAGGACCUAGUGCAGACACUCCAGCAGCACUCGGCCGAGGUGACCCUGCAGCGGCAGGAGGAACUGGAGGUGAUGUGCGUGCAGCUGCAGCGGCAGGUCGGGGAGAUGGAGCGGUUCCUCAGCGACUAUGGCCUGCAGUGGGUGGGUGAGCCCAUGGACCAGGAGGACUCAGAGAGCAAGACAGUCUCAGAGGAUGGCGAGAGGGACUGGAUGACGGCCAGGAAGUUCUGGAAGCCAGGGGACUCACUGGCACCCCCUGAGGUGGACUUUGACAGGCUUCUGGCCAGCCUGAAGGAUCUUAGUGAGCUGGUGGUAGAGGGUGACACCCAGGUGACACCAGUGCCUGGCGGGGCGCGGCUUUGUACCCUGGAACCCAUCCCGCUGAAGGUCUACCGGAAUGGCAUCAUGAUGUUCGACGGGCCCUUCCAGCCCUUCUACGAUCCCUCCACACAGCGCUGCCUCCGAGACAUACUGGAUGGCUUCUUUCCCUCAGAGCUCCAGCGACUGUACCCCAAUGGGGUCCCCUUUAAGGUGAGUGACUUGCGCAAUCAGGUCUACCUGGAGGAUGGGCUGGAUCCCUUCCCAGGUGAGGGCCGUGUGGUGGGCCGGCAGCGGAUGCGCAAGGCCUUGGACAGGGUGGAGGAGCACCCAGGCUCCAGGAUGACUGCUGAGAAAUUUCUGAACAGGCUUCCCAAGUGUGUGAUCCGGCAAGGCGAGGUGAUUGACAUCCGGGGCCCCAUUAGGGAUACCUUGCAGAACUGCUGCCCAUUGCCUGCCCGGAUCCAGGAGAUAGUGGUGGAGACGCCCACCUUGGCUGCUGAGCGAGAGAGGAGCCAGGAGUCGCCCAACACACCGGCACCCCCGCUCUCCAUGCUGCGCAUCAAGUCUGAAAAUGGGGAACAGGUCUUCCUACUGAUGAUGCAGCCUGACAACACCAUCGGCGAUGUGCGAGCCCUGCUAUCGCAGGCCAGGGCCAUGGAUGCCUCUGCCUUUGAGAUCUUCAGCACAUUCCCGCCCACACUCUACCAGGACGAUACACUCACGCUGCGGGCUGCAGGUCUUGUGCCCAAAGCAGCACUGCUGCUGCGGUCACGCCGAGACCCGAAGUCCAGCCUGAACUUCAGUUCUGGUCCUUGUCCUGGGCCCGGCCCCAGUCCUGGCCCCAGCCCCCAAUAAAGCACCGCCCC